This is a messenger RNA of Daphnia carinata, 1496 nucleotides long. RefSeq names its product phenoloxidase-activating factor 2-like. Gene Ontology annotation, molecular function: serine-type endopeptidase activity. Bases 16 to 1377 code for a protein of 453 amino acids. Gene Ontology annotation, biological process: proteolysis. The transcript is spliced from 9 exons. The record is from RefSeq and is a predicted model, not a curated record. Lineage: Eukaryota; Metazoa; Arthropoda; Branchiopoda; Diplostraca; Daphniidae.
CUGCAAAAACACAGAAUGAAUCUUCACGUUGCGCUCCUCUGUGUUUUCUUGGCAUCAACGGUGGUAGGCAAACCACAAAUUUCUUUUGGGGAGGAAGAAGAAGAAGGACUUGUCAAUCCAGAAGGACCAGCAGCUUCACAGGGUGCAGAUGUCGACGAUGAAUUAAUUCAAACCCGAUUGGGCCUUCUUGCUGGUUACCUUAACCUGGAACCCGUGCCCGGUGCAGUACCUCUAGGCGAACAAAAGAAAGAUCCCAGUUUGAAACCGAAUCCUUACGUUCCCGAAGCAGAUGCGACGUCUGAAAAACAGGCCGGCCGGUGCUUGUGCGUCCCUGUAGGAAAGUGUGCGAGCCCAGUUCCGAGUGUUCCACUUCCACCACCAGGAUCAGGACCUCUACCUCCUCCGCCCAUUCCUGGACAUAACUUACCACCAUCUCCUGUUCCUCAAACUAACGCACCUGUCAAUACGGACGGUGCCGGCCUAAUCGACGUUCGCAUCGUUAACAGGCCUCCUGCAGGUGUCCGGUGUCAAAAUAAUUUCCAGUAUUGUUGCGCCGGAAACAAUGCGUUCCCCGUGGCACCACCAGUUCCGGUCCAAGGAGGUUGCGGCCGACCAAACAUCAUCCCAACUCCAGGCUACAAUUUAGACGAUACCCAGGCGAGAUUCGGUGAAUUCCCAUGGAUGGUUGUCAUUUUGGGCCCGACCAAUAACUACGUUGGAGGUGGUGUGUUGGUCAGUCCUCGGCACGUUGUGACCGCUGCACACAAAGUGGCUAACUUCGGAAAUGGAGUUGGUCUUAAAGUUCGAUUGGGCGAAUGGGACGCUAAAGCUAAUGUUGAGCCUCUGAAAUACGUUGAGCUGGGCGUCAGCCGAGUCAAGGUGAAUCCGUUUUUCAACCGGGCGAAUUUGCAGAACGACAUCGCCGUGUUGACGUUAGAAUCACCAGUAAACUUGGCUUCAACUCCUCACAUCAAUCCCGUCUGCCCAGCAAAUUUCCAAGCAAACUACGUCGGUCGAAGAUGUUUGGUUGCCGGAUGGGGCAAAGACGCAUUUGGUCCACCAGGCAAUUUCCAAUAUAUUUUGAAGAAAGUUGAUGUCCCAGUUCUUGAUUCCAACGAUUGCGAACAACGUCUCCGACGGACUCGUCUUGGACCGUUCUUCCAGCUGAGCCGCUCCAGUUUCGUAUGUGCAGGAGGUGAAGCUGGCAAAGAUGCAUGCACGGGAGACGGUGGCUCCCCGCUCGUUUGCGACGUGAACGGAAGGUUUGAAUUGGUAGGACUUGUGGCUUGGGGAAUCGGAUGCGCCGAACAAAGCUUACCGGGUGUCUACGUUAAUGUACGAAGCUACGCUGAUUGGUUGAAUUCCGAGCUCGUGUAAACCUCUGACAUCGACAGCCGUUCACCUAUACUUGUUAUUUUGUCUUCACAAUUUCUACGUACCCUCGUGGUUGGUCCUGCUUAUUUUCGCUGUAUCUUUCUCUUGAAAAUGGGAUAAUA